AAGAGAACAUUUUAAACUUUACAGCCAGAUUGUCAGUUGGCAACACGCACAUCGCAAACCGCUUCCAAUGUUCACUCUCCAGUACUGAAAAUAAAACGUUUUGCAUUUGGAUUGUAUUUGCGAUCACCGAGUUUCAGGGAAACUUUGUGUAAUCGUUUACUGUCACUCUUCUUUCAGUGAGCAGUGCGAGAGCGAGAGAUUAAGAGGAGCCACAUGCUCAAGUUCACUCUGUAACGUUUCUGCAUUAUUGAAUUAAUCACAUCUCGGAUCCUCUUUCGCGCAUCACUCUGUUCUCCGGGAUUUAAUCCGAUUUCAUUUGACGAGCGGAUAACCUUUGCUGUUUGUACGCUACGAUGGCGGAUCACGGGGAUAAGGUCCAGCGAACGGAGGCCCACAUUACACUGGAUCAGCCGCCGCAUCCCAGUGCGGAGCAGAAGCUUGACCAGGCCAAACAAGAAGCGGGCGCGGCGGUGCAGCACACCAAGGAGGCGGCGGCGCUGAAAGCGGACGAAGUCAAACACGCAGCCGAGCAGAAGAAGGAAGAGGUGAAGGAGGGCGUCCAGCAGGCUGCGGCCACCGUGGCGCACAAGGCCGAGGAGACCAAGCAUGCUGCCGCGCAGGCUAUCCAUGAUUCCACGCAGAAAGCCCACGAAUCCUUGGAGCAUGCCAAGGCUGCGGCGCAUGAGAAAAAGGAGGAAGUGAAGCACGAUGUGAACCAAGCCGUGGAUGCCGGAGUGCACAAGGCACAUGAAGCAAAAGACGCCGCGGCCACCGCACUUCAUAAUGCCGCAGAAUCCGGGAAGCAGACCAUUGAAGGUAUUAAACAGGAAGCUCAUGAAGUGAAAGAGGAUGUCAAAGCCAAAGCCGCCGAUGUUGCCCAUGAUGCUCAUGUCAAAGCCGAACAUGCCAAAGAGCAGGUCAAGGAAACAGCGCACAACAUUCAACAAGGAGCGCAGCAUGCUGCAGAUGCUGCUGCACAGAAAGCGCAUGAAGUUGCCGGAGCGGUGCAGCAAGGUGUCCACGACGCCAAGCAGCAGGCCCAUGAAAUCAAGGAAGAUGUGAAACAUAAAGCCGAAGAAAAAGCGGAAGCGGUGAAGGAAGGUGUGCAAAACACCGCCGAUGCCACCGCCCAGAAAGCCCAUGAAUUAUCCGAUGCGGCCAAACAAACCGCCCAUGACGCGAAGGAAGCUGUGAAAGAAAAGACAAACCAAGCCGUCGAUGCUACACUCCAAGCCGCGCACGACGUCAAAGUCGCUGCGGAGGAGAAAAAGGAAGAAGUCAAACAGAAUGUCAGUGAAGCGGUGGAUGCCGCCAAACAAACCGCACACGAUGUCAAGGAUGCCGCUGUGGCUAAGAAGGAAGAAAUCAAGCAGGAUGUGAAUGCCGCGGUGGCAGCGGCCCAGGAGACAGCGCAGGACGUGAAGGCAGCAGCCGUUGAGAAAAAGGAGGAAAUCAAGAAAGACGUGAACGAAGCAAUUGACGCCGCUAAACAAACAGUCCAUGAUGUGAAGGAGGCAGCCGUUGAAAAGAAGGAAGAAAUUAAAAAGGAUAUCGCGGAUGCCGCCGCGACAGUAAAGGAGGGCGCAAAGGAAGCUGUGGAUGUGGCCGCCGAGAAGGCUGGCGAGGUGAAGGAAGCGGUUGUGGAAGGAGCCGCUUCGGCCAAAGAUAUGGUUGUCGGAGCCGCCGUUGCUGCCGGACAUGCCGUUGCCGAUACCGCUGCUGCAGCCGGUCAUGCCGUCGUGGAAGGAGCGGCGACCGUGGCCGGUGCUGCCGCCGCUGCUGGCCAUGUUGUCGCCGAUGCCGGUGCUGCAGCCGGUCAUUUUGUGGCCGAUAAGGCCGCAGUUGCCGGCCACAUGGCCGUGGAAGGCGCUGCCACCGUUGCGGGCGCUGCCAUUGCCGCCAAAGACCUGGUCGUAGCGGGCGCCGUGGCCACCAAGGACGCCGUCGUUCACGGCGCGGAAACCGCGGUCCAAAAGGCCCAGGAGGGGGUGCAUCUGGUGGCCCAGUCCGUGCAGGACGCGGCAGCGGCUGUCACCCACACCGCACAUGAUGCCAAAGUCACGGUCGAGCAGAAGGUGGAAGAUGUCAAGGUGGCAGCGGAUGAGAAGUCCAAAGAAGCGGCACAAGCGGCUAUCGAUAAGACCCGUUCAGCCACGGAUGCCGCUCAUGAUAAAGUGCAGACGGGGCUGGACAAUGCUGAAGCGCAUGUACAGGAUCAAAAAUCGUUUCUGCAGCAGGCAAAGGAGGGCGUUGUGCACGCGGUGGAGGCUGUGAAGGAUGCUAUUUUAGGCGCUCCGGCUCCUGUUGCUCCUCCGGCUGACGCCCCUUCGACAAUUCCAGGGGUUCAUGUGGAACCCCAGGCCCAUGUUCUUCUGGAACGUGAUGAACGAGUGGUCACUACCACCGAGCCGGGACAUGUCGUCCACGCCGAACCACCCCCAACAGCUUAAACAAACGGCAGACCAUCGUCUAGGAGGCUUUUUUUAAGCAAUGGUCUGCUCUUCACGCUUCAGUAACUGAAACGAGGUUGAAUCUUGGUUUUUUUUGUGAAUCGUCGUCUUCGGUGGCUUCCGUUCAACAGUUCCUUGUGGAUUCCCGCAUGCUUUGGGAUCCGCAUUAACUCUUUACUAUUGCUCGAAAUCCCAUGCCGCUUCUGAUUGUACAAUGCUCAUCAAAUGCCGCUGUGUACAUUUUUAUAUCUGUACAGAGUUGUGAAAGCACAGUGUUAAAAGGAAAAUCAUUUUUGGCAGUUUUGUUUCGCUUAAUAAAAUUUGCUGUUGCCUGAA
Messenger RNA from Paramacrobiotus metropolitanus, 2786 nucleotides. RefSeq lists its product as uncharacterized. Bases 354 to 2450 code for a protein of 698 amino acids. Lineage: Eukaryota; Metazoa; Tardigrada; Eutardigrada; Parachela; Macrobiotidae. The record is from RefSeq and is a predicted model, not a curated record. The transcript has 5 exons.